Molecule: messenger RNA, 1715 nt
Organism: Cynara cardunculus var. scolymus (artichoke)
Lineage: Eukaryota; Viridiplantae; Streptophyta; Magnoliopsida; Asterales; Asteraceae
Product: pentatricopeptide repeat-containing protein At3g18970
Exons: 1
Coding region: 1-1416 (471 amino acids)
Biological process (GO): RNA modification
Molecular function (GO): RNA binding; protein binding
Source: RefSeq, a predicted model, not a curated record
AUGAACACCCUGUCGAGGCUCAGGUGCCUUUCCCUGUUACGACAAUGCAAUUCAUCGUUACUCACAAACCAUAUCAUACAAAUUCACGCUCAACUCAUCUCCAAUGCCCUUACACAAUCACCAUCCAUUGUUGCCCAAUUGAUAGAACGUUACUGUGCAUCAUCAGCACCACAUGCCACCAUUUACGCCAGCCUCUCAAUCUCCCAAUUUUACCGUCACAAUAAUGAACGCAACGCGUAUCUCUUGAAUGUUUUAAUCAGAUGCUCUCCUCCCGGUGACUCCAUUCUUGUUUUUGCUGAUUGGGUAUCGAAAGCUAGCCUGGAUUUUGAUGACUACACUUACAUUUUUGUUCUUGGAGCUUGUGCUCGACGGGCCAAGUCAUUACGGGAAGGGCAGCAGAUACACACCCGAGUAAUUAAACAUGGGUUUCUGUCGAAUGUCAUGUUGCAAACUACCUUGAUUCAUUUUUAUGUGAACGACAAUGCAUUUGUGUUUGCAAAGAAGGUGUUUGAUGAAAUGCCUGUGAGAACUACUGCUACGUGGAACUCAUUGAUAGCAGGGUAUUGUUCAUGUAAAGAACAUGCACUUGAUGGGUUGCUAUUGUUCGUGGACAUGUUGGUCGGUGAUUGUGGAGUGAAAGCUAACGGCACCACCAUGGUUUGUGUUCUGUCAGCGGUUUCACGGCUAGGUUAUCUUGAAACAGGCAUUAGCAUUCAUGGGCAUAUCGUAAAAACAAUGUGUGACAUUGAGAAUGAUGUUUAUAUAGGCACUGGGCUUGUUGACAUGUACGCAAAAUGUGGGUGUCUGGAUUCAGCUUUAAACUUGUUCAUGAGAAUGAAACAUAAGAAUGUGUUAACUUGGACAACCAUGGUAUCUGGAUUGGCAGUUCAUGGGAAAGGAAAACAAGCCUUAAAGAUUUUCGAUGACAUGAUAGAAUCCGGUAUUUUACCUAAUUCAGUGACGUUUACAAGUUUGUUGUUUGCGUGUUCCCAAGCAGGCCUUCUCGAGGAAGGCCUUUAUUUGUUUCACAAUAUGAAAAGGGUGUUUCAUAUUUUGCCUCUUCCACAUCAUUACGGGUGCAUAGUUGACCUUCUUGGACGACUCGGGCACUUAGAUGAGGCAUAUGAGUUCAUUAUCAGUGAAAAAGUUGAAGGUGAUGAGGUUUUGUGGAAGAGCCUGCUGCAUGCUUGUAGAAUACACGAUAACGUUGUGAUGGGUGAAAGAGUGGCGAAGAUUCUUUUCUCGAUACAACCAGAGAUGAAUCUUGAAAUACCAUGUGAUAACAGUGAGGAUUAUGUUGCUUUGUCUAAUAUCUGUGCUUCUGCUGGAAGGUGGGAAGAUGUAGCUGCAGUGAGAGAGGUGAUCAGUGUUAAAGGGAUAGAGACUAAACCUGCUGUUAGUACUGUUUUCGCUUAGUUUCCUGUUCUCAGUAGAUUCACAAAGGGUAUGUAAAGAGACAAGAAGCCAUAUCUGGUCCCAGCAAGACCUCUGCCCAAUCCACACCAUAACAAAAUCGGGUUUAUACAAUGCCAAAAAUGUUUAAAUGCCUUAAAGACUAUUUUAUAGGACUAACCACAAGAGUGGUGUCCGAUUGGUUUGAUCUUGGGCUCCAAAUGCGGUGACUCUAGGCUACCCGCGAAGCGGUUGGUCGUCCUAGAAUUAGUCGGCUUGCAUAGCGGGUUGGAUAUGAAACCCAAAUAAAGAAAAGCCAGAAG